Molecule: messenger RNA, 510 nt
Organism: Rhizoctonia solani
Lineage: Eukaryota; Fungi; Basidiomycota; Agaricomycetes; Cantharellales; Ceratobasidiaceae
Product: double-stranded RNA-binding motif protein
Exons: 2
Coding region: 1-510 (169 amino acids)
Source: RefSeq, a predicted model, not a curated record
AUGAUUCCACCGCAUAUGCAACCCCCUCACUCGCUGCACGCGCGCUUUUCUCCUUAUUCUCCAGGUCCCGGCGGUCCCGUUCACACCUCAAGCCCUGCUGCAUUGGCCCACCCACAGCCUCAGUACAACGUCAACCUCCCCAGGGAUGCAUCGCAAACCGUGUAUCCCACACAGCCACCCCUGGGUGCUAUGCCACCUGGUGGCUAUCCCGCUAUGGGAAUAGGUCCGAAUUCAGGAUUCGCACCACCCGCACCAGGGCCCGCGCCGGCGCCUGUAGCCGCUCCUCAGCAAACACAGGGUUUCUCGCUUAUCAACGAGAUGGCGAUGAAAAACCGUAGGAGUGUCUCAUGGCAACAGGCAAAGGUUGGCCAGCAGCACAUGCCAGAGUGGACCAUGUGGUUAUUCCUCGAUGGUGAACUUCGAGGUCAGGGAACCGCGCCGACUAAGCAAGCCGCAAAGGAACUCGCGUCUAAAGCUGCUUUACAGGCCCUCGGAUGGAUACAAGGCUAA